Molecule: messenger RNA, 1090 nt
Organism: Mugil cephalus (flathead mullet)
Lineage: Eukaryota; Metazoa; Chordata; Actinopteri; Mugiliformes; Mugilidae
Product: CDGSH iron-sulfur domain-containing protein 3, mitochondrial-like
Exons: 3
Coding region: 212-613 (133 amino acids)
Cellular component (GO): intracellular membrane-bounded organelle
Molecular function (GO): 2 iron, 2 sulfur cluster binding
Source: RefSeq, a predicted model, not a curated record
CGAGGAAGAGGAGGAGCGGUGCGUCAAAAGGAGGGACCACAGCUGGAAGCGCCAAUCAGCGUCACCUUCGCAGCCAUGUUGUAACUCUUCAUUGUCUGGAGUUCGUUCAAGUUUUGUGCAGCAGCUGCUAGCGUGCCAAAAAGGAGAAGAAUAAGAAGAAAAAAAACACACAUUGUCCAGACUUGAUCCAGGUGGUGAGCUGAGCUGUAGGAUGAAUACAGCCGGCUUCAUAGCUGCAGUCCGCAGAGGAUGCACGCAGACCUUUAAACGACCCCCGCUCCUCCUCCUGCCUGUUUCCUCUGUCCGGGUUCAGUGCUGUUUGCAGUCCACAGAGGCUGUGUCUGCUGCCCGAGUGCCGUACAUGGUGAAGGUGUCUGCUGGAAAGCGCUACGCCUGGUGUGCUUGUGGUCAUAGCAAGAAGCAGCCUUACUGCGAUGGAGCUCACAAGACGAAGGCGCCGAGCAUCUCUCCUCUACGCUUCACCCCCGAAAAAGAUGGGCGGGUGUUGCUAUGCGCCUGCAAACAAACCAAAAACGGCCCAUAUUGCGACGGCUCCCAUAUUAAGGUCAUCGUCCGGGAUGUGGUGAAGUCGAUAAAAGGGAUCUUUAAAUGAAUGAAAUGUUUUUGUCUGUGUAACGCACAUUCUUAUAAAAAUGCAUUAAAAUACAUUAAAACAUUGUUGUGUCCUGGGCCGCAUCUUCAAAACAUCCAAGGACUGAGAUCAGUCCUAAAAAGGAUGGAGAUAUUAAUGAUGUGGCGUGUCCAUCCAAACGUCCUCAAACGUUUUCUUUUUCAUAAUUUUUAUGUAUGUAUUUUUAUUUUAUGUAUCUCAUCCAUAAGAGCUGUGUGUGAGCAACAAUGUUUUAAUUAAUUAUUUUUGAAAGCAUAGUUUGGGGCAUUUUAGAAAUGGUGAUGCUGCUCAGAAUUAUAAAUCAAAUGGGAAAAAAAAAAAAAUUUUAAAGCACAAAUGGACAGGUAUAAGUGAUUUUAUGGCCAUUACUGCAUCAUCCUUUAAAUUUAGUGUAUCAACAUCUGAUGUUUAGUUUUGUCAUUUGCAAAAUACACGAGUAAAAACGAAUGCAUUUUAAUA